Messenger RNA from Ceratosolen solmsi marchali, 1006 nucleotides. Its product is annotated as small glutamine-rich tetratricopeptide containing protein. Lineage: Eukaryota; Metazoa; Arthropoda; Insecta; Hymenoptera; Agaonidae. The record is from RefSeq and is a predicted model, not a curated record. Gene Ontology annotation, cellular component: membrane; TRC complex. The transcript is spliced from 4 exons. The coding region runs from base 27 to 932 and encodes 301 amino acids. Gene Ontology annotation, biological process: post-translational protein targeting to endoplasmic reticulum membrane. Gene Ontology annotation, molecular function: protein binding; molecular adaptor activity.
AUUUCAAGUAUGUUCAGAUAUUAACCAUGAUCUACAAAAGUUUAGUAUCGUCAAUAAUUAAAUGUUUAACUCAGUUACUGGAUCAAGAUGAUUUAACUGCUAGUUCCCGUGAGAGUUUAGAAGUGUCGAUACAAUGUUUAGAAAGUGCAUAUGAUGUUCAAGCUUCGGAUGCGGCAUCAAAUUUUGAUAUAUUACAAAUUUUUAAAACAACACAGUUCAAAUCAAUAGAAGUUACAUCAGAAACUAACGCUGAAUCAAAAAUUGAAGCUGAAAUGCAUAAAAAUAAAGGCAACCAAUUAAUGGAAAUAGAAAAAUACCAUGAAGCUCUUACAAAUUAUACAAAGGCAAUUGAACUUGAUAGUAAAAAUGCAAUUUACUAUCAUAAUAGAGCUUUAGUAUAUAGUAAACUUGGAAAUCAUCAUCAAGCUAUAAGAGAUUGCCAUACAGCUAUAUCCAUUGAUCCAAAUUAUAGUAAAGCGUAUACUAGAUUAGGAUUGGCUUAUUCUAGUUUAAAUAAACAUAAAGAAGCAAAAGAAAUAUAUCUAAAGGCUUUAGAAUUGCAACCUGAUAAUGAAUAUAUAAAAAACAGCUUACGAAUUGUUGAAGAAAAACUUAGUGAACAGAUUAACGAACCUACAGAAAUUAGAAAUACAGGGUCAAAUAUUCUUAAUAUGGAUAUUAAUUCUUUAUGGACUAAUCCUGCUUUAACAAAUAUGGCUAGACAAAUGUUAUCAGAUUCCACAAUGCAAAACAUGAUGACUGGUUUAAUAAGUGGAAAUAUUGAUCAAGGUGCAAGUAUGGAUGCUCUGAUCGAAACAGGCCACCAACUUGCUCAACAAAUGUUAAGCACUAAUCCGGGAUUAAUUGAAUCUCUUCGACGUCAAGUGAAUAGAAAUCCAAGCAAUCCUGAAUCUACGGAAAAAAAGGAUUAGACAGUUAGUUAUGUAUAUUGACAUAUUUAAAAAAUUUCAAUGAAAUAAACAAAUAUAAAUCAAUAAAUUAAUUA